Molecule: messenger RNA, 1020 nt
Organism: Aspergillus ochraceoroseus IBT 24754
Lineage: Eukaryota; Fungi; Ascomycota; Eurotiomycetes; Eurotiales; Aspergillaceae
Gene: bud32
Product: serine/threonine protein kinase BUD32
Exons: 1
Coding region: 136-942 (268 amino acids)
Biological process (GO): protein phosphorylation
Cellular component (GO): cytosol; nucleus; EKC/KEOPS complex
Molecular function (GO): ATP binding; protein serine/threonine kinase activity
Source: RefSeq, a predicted model, not a curated record
CUCUUCAACACCUACACCUACCUUUUCACAAUUCAGAACAUCCCAACCAAAAAAAAACAAAACCAAAAAAAAACAAUCCAAACUGAAAUCCAAACCACAAGCUUAAAGCAAAAACAAACAGAAACAACGAAAGAAAUGCCACCACCACCCCUCCCACCUCCCUUCCAAACCACCAGCACCAGCACCAGCACCAGCACCCCGCCACCAACCCUCCUAACGCAAGGCGCAGAAGCCCACCUAUACAAAACCAUCUUCCUAUCCCCGUCUACACCGGCGGCACUGAAGAUCCGCCCAUCAAAACCAUACCGCCAUCCGAUUCUCGACCGGCGGCUUACGCGACAACGCCUGUUACAGGAGGCGCGAUGUCUGGCGAAGCUGGUGCGGGAGGGAGUGAGCGUGCCUGCUCUUCUGGGGAUAGACUGGGAGAGCGGGAACUGGUUGAUGAUGGAGUGGAUUGAGGGGGUUGUUGUGCGGGUGGUUUUGGAGAGGUGGGAGGUGUAUAUGAAGCCGGGGGGGGAUCUUCGGGAUGCAUUGGAGGAGGAGAGCCGUGUCCGGGGUCUUAUGAGGAGGAUUGGGUUCGCUGUUGGUGGGUUGCAUCGGGCGGGAGUGAUACAUGGGGAUUUGACCACGAGUAAUUUGAUGCUGAGGCGGGCGGAGGAGGAGGAGGAGGAGGAGGAGGAGGAAGAUGGAAGGAGUCCGUCGAUGGAAGGGGAGGUGGUGUUGAUUGAUUUUGGAUUGGCUAGUCAGAGUGUGCAGGAUGAGGAUCGGGCAGUGGAUUUGUAUGUGCUUGAGAGGGCCUUUGGGAGUUCACAUCCGCGGACGGAGCCAUUCUUCGAGGAGCUUCUUAAGGGGUAUAGGGAGAGUUAUCGGGGAGCUGUAUCGGCGUUGAAGAGGCUAGAGGAUGUGCGGUUGCGAGGGCGCAAGAGGAGUAUGAUCGGUUAAAAUUCUUUUCUCUCUUUCUAACUAUAUAUAUGCUUCUAGACUACUGAAAUCUUAAGAGGAAAGACAUGCAUGCAUUAU